This is a messenger RNA of Somion occarium, 1075 nucleotides long. Lineage: Eukaryota; Fungi; Basidiomycota; Agaricomycetes; Polyporales; Cerrenaceae. The record is from the annotation of a GenBank genome assembly.
AGUAUACUUGGCUUCAACCCACUCAGACCCAGACUCGUAGAAAUCCGCUGCCUUGCGCCAAUUGACUGCAUGACUCGAGUUGAACGUGAUUUCGCGAUCGGUGACGGGCAGGAUGUACUGGAACUUUCCUUCUUGAUAACACCGACGACAGAGCUCGUUGUGCCAGUAGGCGAAAGCGUGAAGGAUGGACAAGAUGAACUUCCGCCAGCACCCGAUUGUAAUGCAACACAAGGCAUUCCAGACGUCGCACGUUUAGUCAAGAGUUGCAUUUGCUCUGGCGUGAAGGAAAUGUGCACCGGAAGGGUACGUUCUUCGCUUUCCAUCAAGGCAGAAUUUUAUCGGCCAGCGCUUGAUCCGACGGAGGUGGCGGGAAGAACACUUUGCCAUCCCCUGCAAAGAAAAAAAAAGACAAACGCCACAGUGGUCAGAUUCGAAUUUCCGGAGAUCGUUUGCCCUGUCUUGUGCAGCUUGGUGAACUUGAAGCGAACUAAUGGUUCAUCCGUAUUAAUCGUCUCCAUCGGGAUAGGGUCGAUCCAGGGUUCCAUUUCUUCCGGGUGUACCACUAUUCAAGAGCAUCGUCAAAACGUUAACCAUGGGAAACCGCUCAGUGUCGUAAUCGUCUACAACGGACACAGGUAUUCCUUUAUUGUUCAAUUCAAUGUAGAUGUCUCCUUUAGUCGCCUCUGUAUCCGGCUUCUUGCACAGACGACCAGCAACUGGGGGGAAGACGCUGAGAGUUUGAGCUAGAGCUUGUUUGUACCGCUCGAAGUCGAUAGAGAUUGUACUAACAGUAAAUGAUAACACUAGAGUGUCGGUUGGUGGAUAAAGUAGCGUCUUCUGGUCUCCGCAUCGUGUAGGAAGCGUUGGGCGAACUAUCCAGGUUUGUUCGGACAUGUUGAGAUCUUUGAGAAGGUUUCUGAGGGGAGGUUUCUGGGGAGGUAUCAAUCUCUGCAGGCAGAUGGUGGCGCCGAGGUCGUGCAGAUAAAAUUAGAGUUGACCGACGGAUAAAUACGACUCUCAUCUGUUCUAGCUGUCAUAUCACUAGUUCCUAUUUCAAUAGAGCGGCGCGGAUCAG